GGUAUUGGGGUUGGCUUAGAACGGCGUAGUGGAGCUCUGCGGCGCUUAGUACCCAGGUCUUGCGGCUUUGUUGAGCUAUUGUCAUUGUACGCUAAUUUCUGUCUCCCAAGCUUGUACGCCCUUAUGCUGUUUAUGCCUAAGAGCUUGUAGUGAGAAUCACGCGCAGUGGGUGCCAGCUACGAGUGCAACGCUUUAAUCGUGUUGACGGGAAUAGGGCCUAAGAGACAGGCGCGUCCAUGACGGUGAAGACAUGUUUACGCGCUACUGAAGGCACUACUGUUCGUUGAACUGCAGCUGCUGCUUCGUUGCGAUUCUGACUUAAUAUUGUUGCAUUGAUUUCGUGCAGAAAUUCUACCCGACUUCCAGGUGAUUCAGUGAAGUCAUUUCUGACGUUUCCUAGUGUUGCCGCAAGCGUUCGUUCUACAAGCCGGUUUGUGGGUUGCGCGUCCGCUCUCGUCUUUCGAUUGCAAGUCUUCAAGGUACCCAACAAUUUUUCGAGCAAUGGAGUCGCCAACGAAGGCCAGCACGGUCAACGGCACGCUGCAAAAGACCGCUAAGCAUCAGGACAUGAGACUGGAAACCGGCGUCGAAGGUAAUGGCUACGACCGCGCUGAAACGAUUGAAGAUAUCAUAUCGGAGCUGAACGCCACGGCCAAGAAAGACGCACCGCUGUCUGAAGCACCUGCCGACGUAAUGUUGCACGGUGAUGGACAACAAUCCAUUGAUUCUGAGGACCGGUGCGAUCCGACUACUGAUUCGAAGGCUUCUUCAUCCGGCAAUGUAGACGGCGGCAAACGGGACAGCACACCGGCUUCCACACGUGAAGAAGCCAAGUCAGCGGCUGUAUCGACAGACGUUUCGGUCUCAGCAGAAGGUGAGAACAUUGUAGCGUCACACGCAAGUGAAAUUGAUUCAGAGGAUGCCAGAAAAGUAGAAAACGCAUCCAACGGCGAUAGUGAUCAGCCUCUAGAAGGCGAGAAAGCGUCGGAAUGCCUAAACACACUUGAAACUGACGCAAAAGAACAAUCUGUAAAUGAAUGCAAUGACAAAGAGACAACCAAGGCUGUCCCGGAUUUGACGGAGGCAGAUGAUGGUUCAAACGAGGUGAUCACUAGUGAUAUAAAGGUACCAGAUGAGGCUGUAAUGUCACCCCGUAGGACUGCCCGCCAGAGAACGGUCAGUCUGAAGCUGGCAGAAAGCGCCACUAGCAGUCCCAGUCGCAAACGUCGCCAUGGCAGUGAAGGUUCUGAUGCAUCUUCUAUUGAUACACCUCCUUCAAAGCAAGAAUCAAAACAAGGUUGCAUUACAUCAGACAGCGAAGUUGAUGUUCCUCUUGCAAAAAGGAGGUGCAGAAAGUUAAGUGCUGAGGGUGGUGUUACCAAGGCCACAGUGAAAACCAACAGGCUUACUUCAGACAGUGAAGGUGACAGCCCUCUUAAAAAACUGAAGCGCAGUCCCAAACUUGCAAACAGGCUUGCUUCAAGUAAUGGUGACAGCCCCCUUGCAAAAAGAAUGCGCAAUCCCAAACUUGCAAGCAAGGUUACUUCAGAGAGUGAAAGUGACAGCCCACUAAUAAGAAGGAAGGGCAGUGCCAAACUUGCAAAGAAAAUACCUGAGCAUAGUCAAACAAGGAAAGGCGAUGUACAGUCUGUGGAGCCUCCUAGUAGGAAGAAAUCUAAAAAGAACCUAUUGCAAGAAUUCCCGGAAGAUAAAGGAGCAGUGAAAAGUGACAAUGACAGGCCAGAUCUGCAAAGUUCUGAGCAGAACAGCACCAAAAGAGGCAAGCCCACAGACACUAAAAGGGCACAAAACUUGGCAAACAAGGCUAAGAGAAAAGCUGUUCGUGAAGAACAUCCACUGAGCAGCACGCUUGUCAAUCACAGUACACAUGAAGAUCGUGAGGAGUCAUGCGGCGUUUCCAAGCCAAAAAAGGCCAAAGACGAGGCUGGCAGCAGCACUGAGGGCGUUCUGGACAGCAGUGGUGCAGCAUCUGCUAUGGUCGGCAAAAAGAAGAGGCUCGUGAAAUCUAAGGAACUGAAGAAUGACAGCUCUAUCGGUCUGAAUGUCGGAGACAUUGGUGGCAGUGGUGACACUCGUGCAGAUGAGAAAGGGAGCAGUUUUCCUGAACAGAACAGCUUUGCUCAAUCAGCUGGAGCUGUGUCAUCGUGGUCAUCAAGCCAUUUUAAAGCCUCUGAUCAUCAUCUUCAGAAAUCCAUUCAAUUAAGCCUUAAAGACUGGGCGCCAUCUGCCAGACCAUCCUAUUUGACUAUUGAAGUUCCAUCAGUUAAUGCAAGGAGGAUGUGGGGCCCCGGUUUCAGUCGCCAAAGGCCAACCGUUGUAUUUGGUGGAUGUGACCCCCUGAAUACAUACGUAAAUGUAGACGGUGUUCGUGUUCUGCUACUUCAGUGGCAGAAGGUCUCAAAUAUCAUCCCAACCAUUCGCCUUACUGACAUCUUUCAGUGCUUCAAACAUAUGUGAACUAAUUGUUUACUCCACAGUGAAUACCUCCAUGUUGCUUCAUUUAUUUUACCGUGUGUUUUUGUUAUUUGUGCACGGCAUCUGCAUUUCUUAUGGCUUUCUUCUUCUGCACAUCAUCACUGUUGGCAUGACAUUGGUCUGGUCACAACAUUGAAUUACACUGUUGAUAAUUAAGAUUAGGCACAAAUGUUUGGCAGCAUUUCUGUUGUUCCCAUUGGACCUGUGUGUUUUCUCUGUAGUGUUGGAGUAGUGCAUGCUACUAGUCCUCUAUUUGCAAUGUAUUUCGACCACCAUACUCCGCUGUCAACAGUGAUCUUCAUGCUUCUUUUUUUAAAUAAAACAUUGUAAUGGACAUUGUAGCAUCACCGUGUCCUUAGCAUUUAUGGAAAGGGAAAGAAAUAGCCGGAGUUUAAUGCUCCUUUAAUGUAAUUAUCAUUCUUAGAAUACUUCAUGCACUUUCCGUUAGCUAUCUAUCGGUGUCUCUAACUGUUUUCCUGCUAACUUGAAUCACUGGAUAGUCCAUGGUCUAAUGUUUAGAGCAUCAAGUUGCUGUGCUGAGGGAAUUGGGUUCAACAUCAACCAUCGGACCAACUUGGGUCACUGGGUAUGUCUCACUCUUUAGUGACAAAAAAAAUCCCUUAAAAUUUAUCAGGUGCUGGGCGGAAUCGAACCUGGGUCGUUUAUAUUCAGACAAUCUUGCUGAAUAUAUAUUCAGGCACGGACUUCGCGGCGCAACUGGUAGAUGGUGAUGAGAGGGGCCCGGCUGCAUACAUGCCUCAUAUAUGACAUGUUUCGGCAUUGGCAAUCUGGUGUGGUUUAUGUUUCUUCAGUGCUAAUCGCAUUGACAUCAAUGUUCAUCAUUAGAUGGGUUCCGCCAGAAUUUUUUAACAUUAAAUUUGUGAAUGUGUGCAUAACCUAGAUUAUGAUUUUUUCCUGCCACAACUGGUACUGUGCUUAAGCAACAACCGAGCGUGGCAAGCUCUUCUCCUGUUGUGCAUCCAUCUGCUGAAGCCAUUUUUUUUUCAAGUAAAAAAAACCUUCAACCGUACUGUAGCUGUACUGUUAAUGCAUAAAUUAUUUGCAGUAUAAUGCCCAAUGUGAAAAAAAAAAAAAAAAAAAAAAAACGGAAGGUUUUGAUUGUGGGGGCUUUAUAUUUAUAUGCUUGUGCUUUAGUAAAUGUUUACAGAACACAAUAUUUUAAUGCUUGAAGUCAGAGGAACAUUAACUCGGAGUGAGACCAGUAUAGCCCAACUGACAGUUAUAAGCGACAAAUGUCAAAAUCCAAUAUCUACUGUGUUCCUGUGCCUGUUUUUGCAUAGAAUGUCUGCCGGCACAGCAAAUUUUUUUUUUUUUUUU
Dermacentor silvarum is the source of this 3834-nucleotide messenger RNA. RefSeq names its product nucleolar and coiled-body phosphoprotein 1. The transcript has a single exon. The record is from RefSeq and is a predicted model, not a curated record. The coding region runs from base 502 to 2478 and encodes 658 amino acids. Lineage: Eukaryota; Metazoa; Arthropoda; Arachnida; Ixodida; Ixodidae.